UGACAACACCUGUGCACCCAUGGCUAUGGCCUACAGCAUCAUGGGAAAGAGUGCACAUAGACUUUGCUGGACCUUUUAUGGAUCGAAUGUUCAUGGUCGCAGUGGACGAGUAUUCCAAAUGGCCAGAAGUGGAAAUCAUGAAAUCAACUACUGCUACAGCGACUGUUUCAGUCCUACGCCAGAUGUUUGCUCGUCAUGGAAUACCAGACAACAUAGUGACAGAUAAUGGUCCACAAUUCAUCUCAGAAGAAAUGUCCAGUUUUACAAAGAAGAAUGGUAUUAAACAUACUCUCUCAGCACCAUAUCAUCCAGCAAGCAACGGACUAGCAGAGCGAUUCGUCCAAUCUUUCAAGAACUCCCUGAAAGCAGAAAAGAAAACCAUAACAGUUGAACAGAAACUUGCAAACUUCCUACUGGCUUACAGAAAUACGCCACAUGCAACAGGGGAAACACCAGCCAUCCUGAAGUGUGGAAGACGCUUAAAGACCAGGCUUGACCUAGUGAAACCAAAUCUACGCAAGACUGUUCAAGAACGGCAAGCUGCAAGUAUGGAUCCAGAGAAAGCAGCCCGACAGUUGUCACCAGGACAACAUGUUCUCAUCAGGUCUUACAGGACAGGUGAGAAGUGGAUGACUGGAGUGGUUCUCGAGAAAACAGGGAUUUUGUCCUAUAAAGUUCGAGGCUCUAACGGAACAGUUGCUCGACGUCACAUCGAUCAGCUGCUCGACAACACAACGGGUGCUGACACCAACCCCAGUACUGAGAUGAUGUCAUCUGAUAUUCAGCGCGACAUAAUGAGACCGAUGGUGAACGGCAGUGUGACUACCAAACCAACCAUCGCAGAUAGUGUCAACACACAAGGUGAUGUGAGUGUGCAGUGUAGUGCCGAGAGCAAUGAAAACCCUGCUCAAGGAAAUGUGUCUGUGCAGUGUGAUACAGGUUGCAGUGAUAAUCCUGCUCCUGUUGAGUGUGAUCUGGAAGGGCGACCGAUUCCAGACCGUCUUCCGGAACCAGUGUCGUCGGUACCUCGCAGAAAUCCUGUACGAAGCCGGCGAGCGCCGAACAAGUUGGAUUUGUAGGUCCAUAUGAUUGACUGACAUUGUUCCUCAUUUCGUGUAAAUGUGUAAAUAAGUUGACCUGCACCAUAGCUCGAGUUAUAGACUGUAAAUGUGUUAAUCAAUCUCAAUUGAGCAGCAGUUCUAUCAACACUAUGAGGA
Haliotis rubra (blacklip abalone) is the source of this 1217-nucleotide messenger RNA. RefSeq lists its product as uncharacterized. The record is from RefSeq and is a predicted model, not a curated record. Gene Ontology annotation, molecular function: nucleic acid binding. Gene Ontology annotation, biological process: DNA integration. Bases 78 to 1079 code for a protein of 333 amino acids. NCBI's taxonomy places the organism in Eukaryota, Metazoa, Mollusca, Gastropoda, Lepetellida, Haliotidae. The transcript has 2 exons.